UUCUAGACGGGCUUGAAACCGUGCGGUCUGAGUCAGCUUUUUCUCUUCACUCGCUAUCCGAUUCCGUGAUAUUAUCUUUUAAUGGCUGCGGCUGCUGUUGCAACACCGGGGGCCACUGUGCUCCCUCCCUCGGCUCCCAGUGCCGCUCCAGGGGCCAAGGCUCCAGCGGCUGGAGCUGGCAAAGGUCCAGGAAAUCUGCUGGAGAUCACUGGCGAAGCAAACAUCAUCAACUAUAUGAAGAAUCGCCUGAGGAAGGGUGCGAUGAAGCGAAAGGGUCUCGAAAUGGUCAAUGGUCAUCGUUUCGGAGUGAGAUUCUUUAAGAAUCCAACCUACUGUGGUCACUGCAAGGAUUUCAUCUGGGGCUUUGGCAAGCAAGGUUUUCAGUGCGAGGAGUGCCGCUUCAACAUUCACCAGAAGUGCUGUAAGUUUGUGGUGUUCAAGUGUCCUGGUAAGGACACGGACUUCGAUGCCGACUGCGCCAAGGUGAAGCACGGCUGGAUCUCCACCACCUACACCACACCGACAUUCUGCGACGAGUGCGGACUGCUGCUCCAUGGAGUCGCCCAUCAGGGCGUCAAGUGCGAGAAUUGCAACCUCAAUGUGCAUCAUGCCUGCCAGGAGACAGUGCCACCGAUGUGCGGUGCGGACAUCAGCGAGGUGAGGGGUAAGCUACUACUCUACGUCGAACUUAAGGGCAAUAACUUGAAAGUUGAUAUUAAGGAGGCGGCUAACCUCAUUCCCAUGGAUACCAACGGGUUUAGCGACCCCUAUAUUGCAGUGCAAAUGCAUCCGGACCGUUCGGGCCGCACCAAGAAGAAGACCAAGACCAUUCAGAAAAACCUCAAUCCAGUGUUCAACGAGACCUUUACUUUUGAGUUGCAGCCGCAGGAUCGUGACAAGCGUUUGCUCAUCGAGGUCUGGGAUUGGGAUCGCACUUCUCGCAAUGACUUUAUGGGUUCGUUCUCGUUCAGCCUGGAGGAACUGCAAAAGGAGCCAGUUGAUGGCUGGUACAAGUUCCUGUCGCAAGUGGAGGGUGAACAUUAUAACAUACCCUGUGUGGAUGCCUUUAAUGAUAUAGCUCGCUUAAGGGAUGAAGUUAGGGUAAGCGGAUGUCAUCACCAGAUUUGCCAUAUAUUAAAUAUUCCUGAUUUUCAGCACGAUCGUCGUCCGAUUGAAAAGCGUCGCAUGGACAACAAGGAUAUGCCGCAUAACAUGAGCAAACGCGAUAUGAUUCGAGCUGCUGAUUUCAACUUUGUAAAAGUUAUUGGCAAGGGAUCCUUUGGCAAAGUCCUGCUGGCCGAGCGGCGUGGCACGGAUGAGCUGUAUGCCGUGAAGGUCCUGCGAAAGGAUGUCAUUAUCCAAACGGACGACAUGGAGCUGCCCAUGAAUGAGAAGAGAAUUCUAGCCCUAUCCGGACGUCCUCCUUUCCUCGUCUCCAUGCACUCAUGUUUCCAGACUAUGGACCGAUUAUUCUUCGUAAUGGAGUACUGUAAGGGUGGAGAUCUUAUGUACCAUAUGCAGCAGUAUGGAAGGUUCAAGGAGUCUGUGGCUAUUUUUUACGCUGUGGAAGUGGCUAUUGCUCUGUUUUUCCUCCACGAGCGUGAUAUUAUCUAUAGAGAUCUGAAACUGGACAACAUUUUACUGGAUGGUGAGGGACAUGUAAAGCUGGUUGACUUUGGAUUGAGCAAAGAGGGCGUUACCGAGCGGCAGACCACGCGAACUUUUUGUGGUACUCCGAAUUAUAUGGCUCCUGAAAUUGUUAGCUACGAUCCGUACUCCAUCGCCGCUGACUGGUGGUCUUUUGGUGUAUUGCUUUUCGAAUUCAUGGCAGGCCAGGCUCCAUUCGAAGGAGAUGAUGAAAAUACCGUCUUUAGGAACAUAAAGGACAAGAAGGCUGUGUUUCCAAAGCAUUUCAGCGUGGAGGCCAUGGAUAUAAUAACGAGCUUCCUGACUAAAAAGCCGAACAAUAGAUUGGGUGCAGGGCGCUAUGCCAGGCAGGAGAUUACCACGCAUCCUUUCUUCCGGAAUGUGGACUGGGAUAAGGCAGAGGCAUGCGAAAUGGAGCCACCUAUUAAGCCAAAGAUAAAACAUCGCAAGGAUAUAAGCAACUUUGAUGAUGCCUUUACCAAGGAGAAGACGGACUUAACUCCCACGGAUAAGCUUUUCAUGAUGAAUCUGGACCAGAACGAUUUUAUCGGAUUCUCUUUCAUGAAUCCCGAGUUCAUAACCAUCAUUUAAAAAGGUCUAAAAAAGCUUUGAGAAAAGUUUAUAGGCUUCCUCGAAAAACUAGGCUUUUGCAGGUUAAUUUACCCAAAUUUAUUUAUUGUAUCCUUCGCUAAAAGCCAUCUAAAUGUUCAUUAAAGCUUUAACGCUUAAAGCUCUGAUAUUUA
Messenger RNA from Drosophila mauritiana, 2390 nucleotides. RefSeq names its product protein kinase C, eye isozyme (gene inaC). The transcript has 10 exons. Bases 82 to 2238 code for a protein of 718 amino acids. The record is from RefSeq and is a predicted model, not a curated record. NCBI's taxonomy places the organism in Eukaryota, Metazoa, Arthropoda, Insecta, Diptera, Drosophilidae. Gene Ontology annotation, molecular function: ATP binding; diacylglycerol-dependent serine/threonine kinase activity; zinc ion binding. Gene Ontology annotation, biological process: protein phosphorylation.